AGGAGCACAGUGCCUGUGAAGGCGCUCUGAAGAUCACACUACAUGUCCUUAAGAAAAUGGACCAAAGAGAGCUUGCUAACAAACUAGAGAAACACAUUUAUGGCGAGCUUGACGUCUGCCAGCGCAAACUCCGACACAAACUGAAAAAGUUUGAAUACAUUUAUGAGGGGACGGCAAAACACGGGACCCAGACGCUUCUCAACAAGGUCUACACUGAGCUCUACGUCACAGAGGGAGAUGCUGGGACCGUCAACAAUGAACACGAAGUCAGGCAGAUCGAGGCUGCCACCAGGAGACGAGCGACCGAAGACAAGCCAAUCAAAUGUGAAGACAUCUUUAAGCCCCUGCUUGGACAGGACCGAUUCAUCAGAACCGUGCUGACGAAAGGAAUCUCUGGCAUCGGAAAAACAAUCUCGGUUCAGAAGUUCAAUCUGGAAUGGGCAGAGGGAAGAGUUAACCAGGAUAUCCAGCUCCUAAUUAAUCUUCCGUUCCGGGAGCUGAAUCUGUUGGAGGGACGCUUCACACUGACGCAGCUUCUUCAUCAUUUUCUUGCAGAGGCAAAAGAAUCAGGAAUUUCGAAUUUCGGCGAAUACAAGCUUGUGCUGAUAUUCGAUGGGUUGGAUGAGUGCCGGCUUCCCCUGGACUUCGAUCACAACAAGCGCUGCCCCAGCGCCUCUGAGCCAGCUUCAGUGGAUGAACUACUGACAAAUCUCAUCCAGGGGUACCUGCUGCCCUCUGCACACAUCUGGAUUACCUCCAGGCCGGCAGCUGCAAGUCGCAUUCCAAUUGGUCUCGUUGACCGUGUGACGGAGAUCCGAGGGUUCAACAACCCCCAGAAGGAAGAGUACUUCAGGAAGAAGAUCUCCGAUCAAAACAUGGCCGGUAGAGUCAUCUCACACGUCAAGUCAACCAGGAGCCUCCACAUCAUGUGUCACAUACCAGUCUUCAGCUGGAUAACUGCCACCGUUCUGCAGAGGAUUUUGAAACUAACGGAGGAAGGGAUCAAAGGAGAAAUGCCAAAAACUCUGACGCAAAUGUACACAAAUUUUCUGGUAUACAACUCCGUGAUCAGAACUCGAAAGUAUUCAGAAGGAAAAGAGGAAACACCGUCCCAGGUGGAAAUGGAUGAAGAGAUGAUCUUGAAGCUUGGAAAACUGGCCUAUGAGCACCUGAUGAAGGGCAACAUGAUCUUCUAUGAGAACGAGCUGAAUGAGUACAACAUCAACGUCACCGACGCCGCAACAUAUUCAGGAGUGUUCACACAGAUCUGGCUGAAUGAUUUCGGCGUCUGUGUGGAGAAGGCCUAUUGCUUUGUGCACCUCAGCAUUCAGGAGUUUUUGGCCGCAAUGUAUAUUUUCCACUCCUUCAUCUGCUUCAAUCAGAACUUGCUGGACCCACAAGAAACCGCCACUGUCCAGGAGGCUCCCAGUGAAGCAACCAACCUUCUCAAGAGUGCAGUGGACAAGGCCUUGCAGAGUGAGAACGGACACCUGGAUCUUUUCCUGCGCUUCCUUCUCGGCCUCUCACAGACAUCCAAUCAGGCGUUGCUGAAGAGGGUCCUGACCACAAUGGGGAGCAUUUCACCGAGGAAUGAGGAAAUUGUCGAGUACAUCAAGGAGAAGAUCAGGCAAGAUCCCUCCCCAGAGAGAUGCAUCAAUCUCUUCCACUGCCUCGGUGAGCUGAAUGAUCAGUCGCUUUUGGAGGAAAUCCAGAACUACCUGAGCUCUGGUGGUUUGUCAGGGACGCAACUGUCACCUUCGCAGUGGUCUGCUCUGGUCUUUGUGUUGCUGACCUCAAAGGAAGAGUCGGAUGAGUUUGACUUGAGGAAAUACUCUAGAUCAGAGGAGGGUCUUCUGAGGCUGUUACCAGUGAUCAAAGAAUCGAGAGUAGCCUUGCUUAAAGAAUGUAACCUAACAGAGAAAUGCUGCGAAGCACUUGGGGCCAUUCUCAGCAAUCCAUGUCUGAAAGAGUUGGACCUGAGUGACAAUGACCUGCAAGACUCGGGAAUAGAGCUGCUGUCUGCUGGACUGGCAAGUCAGACAUGUAAGCUGGAAAAACUGAGGCUGUCAUUCUGUGGAAUCACAGAGGUUGGGUGUGGCUUUUUGGAUAAAGCCCUGCGGACCAACCCCACCCACCUGAAGGAACUGGAUCUGAGUUACAAUCAUCCGGGACAACGAGGGAUGGAGCUGCUGUCCUGUUUACAGAAGGACAUUGAACACCUCACUAUCAGCAUCAACGGCAAUGCAGAGUGCUACCUUAAAUCAGCUCUGAAGAAAUAUGCAUGUGAGCUUACCAUGGAUCCGAAUACUGCCCAUUCACACUUGUCCUUUUCUGAAGACAACAAAAAAACAACGCGAAUGGAAACGGCUCAGCCGUACCCUGACAGCCCAGAGAGAUUUACAGACUGGGGACAAGUUCUUUGUAGAGAGGGUCUGUCUGCUCAGUGCUACUGGGAGGUAGAGUGGACUGGGGAAUGGAUCGCUAUAGGGGUGGCUUAUAAAGGAAUCAGCAGGAAAGCAACAGGUAACGAUUGUGUCUUUGGCUACAAUGAUAAGUCCUGGAGUCUGCGCUACUGUAACGGCAAAUACACAGUCUGGUACAAUAAGAAUGAUACAUACAUACAUGUCCCCUACUUUGACUCCAAAAGGGUUGGGGUGUUCUUAGAUUGGUCCGCUGGCACUCUGACCUUCUACGCCGUAACACCAAACUCCAUGACGCACCUGCAUACGUUCCACACUAAAUUCUCUGAGCCACUGUAUCCAGGCUUAAGGCUGGGGUUUCCUGGUUCCACAUUAAUUCUGUGCCAGCAAGAAGACCCUUAAAUACCCCUAAAUAUUCAAUGUAUAUGUUCAUAAAACAUGUGCAUAGAAUAAAUCAAGGCUGCAAACAAGGCUAUCAAUGCAAACAUCAUGGUGAAAAUAAAGGGAUUUCAGAUGGGCUUUGUUUCUAACACGCUAUUAAUGUGUGAGUGUUUGUAUCAAGUUAGUUUUCUAGCAGAACUCUCACUGG
Anoplopoma fimbria (sablefish) is the source of this 3009-nucleotide messenger RNA. RefSeq names its product NLR family CARD domain-containing protein 3-like. The record is from RefSeq and is a predicted model, not a curated record. The transcript is spliced from 6 exons. The coding region runs from base 57 to 2822 and encodes 921 amino acids. Lineage: Eukaryota; Metazoa; Chordata; Actinopteri; Perciformes; Anoplopomatidae. Gene Ontology annotation, molecular function: protein binding.